Messenger RNA from Paramisgurnus dabryanus, 2856 nucleotides. It is a transcript of the gene nmur1b, whose product is annotated as neuromedin U receptor 1b. NCBI's taxonomy places the organism in Eukaryota, Metazoa, Chordata, Actinopteri, Cypriniformes, Cobitidae. Gene Ontology annotation, cellular component: plasma membrane. Gene Ontology annotation, molecular function: neuromedin U receptor activity. Gene Ontology annotation, biological process: neuropeptide signaling pathway. The record is from RefSeq and is a predicted model, not a curated record.
UCCACCUACUUUCCAUCCAAAUCAAUAAAAAAUUUAAAACACAAGCAGUAUAUUAAUACAUUCUAAAAAAAUGGGUCAAAAAGGAACAAACCCAGGCCGUUGGGUUAAAUCAACUCAGAAAAUAUUUAUAUUUGACCCAAAAAUGGGUUAAAACAACCAAGCAUAGGUUAAAUUACAACCCAAACACUUUUUUACUCUGAUUUUAUGUCAUUUAUAAUAUUAAAAAAAUCCUAAUUAUUUUAAAACAGGUUAGUCUUUAUAUAACAUAAGCCACUUGGCUGGGGUAUUUUUGGCUGGGGUAUUUUAACCCAUGCUGGGUACAUAUUGGACAGAGCACACCCCUGGGUUAAAACUGACCUGAUGCUGGGCUAUUUUAACCCAAAUGCUGGGUCAUUGUUGCACAACAACCCCACAUUUAAUGGUCUGUUUGUCUUUGUCCUGACCUCUGCAGAAAUUUCCUCUCGGUCAUCAAUGAUCCAGUUCAACUGCUCAUCACCAGAUCCCCUGUACAUAACAGUGAACACAUCAUGGUGCCCCGAAGGGACCGAGUGUCUCAGCGCAGAGGACAUGGCGGAUCUUUGCCUGAGUCGCAGUGCUUAUUUGGAGAAGAUCCUGGGGUCUUGCCGUUCUCCUUUCUUCCUGCCCAUGUGUGUGAUCUACCUGCUUAUCUUUGUAGUGGGUGUUCUGGGCAACAGCCUGACUUGUACUGUCAUCGCCCGGCACCGCAUCAUGCGCACGACAACAAACUACUACCUGUUCAGUUUGGCGAUUUCUGACCUCUUGGUGCUAUUGCUGGGUCUUCCAUUAGAGCUUUAUGAACUCUGGAGCAAUUAUCCGUUUCUGUUAGGAGCUGCCGGCUGCUACUUCAAGACCUGCCUGUUUGAAACGGUCUGCUUUGCUUCAGUGCUCAACGUGACCGCUCUCAGCGCAGAACGUUACAGAGCAGUAGUGCAUCCCCUCCGUGCCAAAUACUCAGCGACGAAUGCCCAUGCCAAGCGUGUCAUCAUUGCAUUAUGGGUAGUCUCUCUAUUGUGUGCUUUGCCCAAUACCAGUCUACAUGGCAUUGCAAUGGUAAAACCCCGUUUUGGACUCACGUUCCCAGAGUCGGCCGUCUGUGCUCUAGUGCGUGACACCUGGAUCUACAAUUUAUUGGUGCAGGUGACGGCACUGCUGUUCUUCGUAGUGCCCAUGCUGAUGAUCAGUGUGCUGUAUGUGUUGAUCGGCCUGCAGUUGCAUCGAGAAAGAGUGUGUUUCGAGUCAACAGCUGGUCUCAGUGAAGACGGAUUGCAUCAAAGGGCAAGUCAUCGCCAAGUCAUUAAAAUGCUUUGCGCAUUGGUGAUCGUGUUUGGAAUCUGCUGGGCACCGUUUCACAUUGAUCGAGUCAUGUGGAGCUACAUAGACACCUGGACUGCAGAGCAGCACAGCGUCUAUGAGUAUGUGCAUCUUCUGUCUGGUGUCUUCUUCUACCUGGGCUCAGUGGUCAAUCCCAUUCUGUAUAACCUCAUGUCUUCACGCUUCAGAGAUAUGUUUCGUGAGGUGGUGUGUCAAAAACGCAAACGUCAGCUAUCCAUAAGUAAGGUCACAUUACGUAGUGUUGUUUCUGGCACGCUCUCUGCCUCUCGUUCUUCCUCGCUCUCUGUGAAGUUUCACCCGCGUGGACUGCCACAACCUCACUAAACACUACUGAGAGAUUACUUGUAAUCGAUGCCAAAUCACUUGUAGCUGCUUGGUAGUCAGAGCACUUGAUAUAAAUUAAUUUAAGUUAACAUAAGUUGUAGUGAUUAAAACACUUUAAUAGUAACAUGGGGAGUGUACACUUUAUUAUAAUAAAAAAAAAAGUUUCAUAUGAUAAUAAAAGACUUUAUGACUCUGAAGGCGUAUGCUUGAGCGAUCUAAGUUCUUGUAUCUGUGCAAACAUUGAUUAUUUUGGUUUUUUUUUAAAAACACUUUGGAAAAGGGAGUCGGGCAGAGUACCAAAACGCACUUGUAGCCAAUCAGCAGUAAGGGGCGUGUCUGCUAACAUUGUUGCUUGGGUUGUGUGUGGGGCGGGUCUAUCAAAAAAAGGUCCAGAUUCUACUGGGCUGUGUUUAUUUAGGUGAUUUCAAAUAUCAACAUUGGCUUUCAGAGAUCAUGCACCCCGCCUUUAAAAUGAAUGACUUGGACUAAAUAAGAGCCAUUAACAGGGUUUCAAUACUGUUUUAAAGCAGGAUGCAACAUGGUUGAUAAAUUGGUUGAAUUUUUUUACAAAUUCUAGGCCAUUCUUGACUAGACUUAAGAUACUUAAAUAAAGCAGUUAUCAUUUAUUUUGGAUAUUCAUUACAAUUCCUAUUUGUAUUAUCCCACUGUUUAGAUAAAUUUACUAAUUCUAAAAUGUGGGAAACAGUAUGAGCAAGUGACUUAACUAAACUUCUAAACAGUAAAUAAAUAUGCCUUUGUGAAACAUCACAUUUUAAUGGCUAUAUGAUACUAUAUUUUUUGUACUUGAUUUUUGAUGCUGUACUUUGGGGCAUAAUGAUCUAAAUAAUGUCUAUUUUAAGGCGAAGUUCAAAAGUGUUCCUGUAGCUAUAGUUAGGUCAUGGGUUCAAUACCCAGGAAACACACGUUUGUAUUAAACAUAAUGUACUGUAAGUUGCUUUGGAUGAAAGCAACUUAAUAGUCAAAUCUGAACUUUGAAGCACUUAAUAGUAUCCAAUUCCAUAAACAUUAUUUAUGUUUUACAUGUUUGUUAAUUUUUUUAUUUAAAAAUUUAUUUAUUUUGUUUUUAAGAAAUCUAAGUUUAAAAAAAAUCUGUAUCUAUAUUUCUACUAUCCCUUAUGUUCCAAUACAAAGAACAGAAAAGGAAAAACGGUUGCAAUU